CUCAGUCUGAAUAGAAAGCUGUCUCAUUUUCGGGAGCCUGUAUACAGUUUGAAUCAACCAUUUCUGAAGUACAGCCUUCUCCUAUCAAUGGAUGCUAAUGUGAACGGCAGCAAGAUCAUGGCUGCGUCUGGAGUGACCUUGCCAGAGUCACAGCAAGUCCUGGUGAGAAAACGAAAAGUGGCCGAUGAGAAUACUGAGCGCUCUCCUUUAAAGGAUCGGAAGAUGAACAUCAACGAGACUGUGGUUAACGGUAAUAAGAACCUGUCUCAGCGCUCACGCCUUCCCCAGCCUUCACUGAAGAGAAUGAAGCUAAAUACAACAGUGGACAACACAGAUUUGGCUGUGAAGAAGUUUGGCAGCAGCAAUGUAACAUUCAGUGCUGCAUCCACCAUCAGCAAAAUAGCAUCAACCAGGCCCUCAAUUGGAGUGAGGAGCCAGUAUGGAGCUGGAUUGGCAAAGACUGUUCAAGGAGUGGGAACCAGAAGUCGACCUAUGAACUGUGCCGCCACUGUAACAGGAACUAUCGGGAAGAAGCCAAGAGUGGCAGUCACUGCACCCACCUCUGUCGAGACAGCAGGAGCCGGCUCCAAGAGGCGCCCAGCUUGGGAUUUGAAAGGACAGCUUAGUGAUAUGAAGGUGCAGCUGGGCAACAUGAGGACAAGGAUGUCUGAGUACACAAGCAAGCUAGAGGUCUCUGAAGUGCACAGCAAGCAGCUUCAGGACAGUGUGUAUCAGAGAGACAAACAGUUGGAAAUAGCCAGCUCGCAGAUUGAAGAACUGCAAAGCAACCUAAAGGCAAUGGAAUUACUGCUGAAGAACAGAGAAGUGGAGCUGGAGAAGUGCCGAGCUGAGAAUUCUGCCAUGCAAGGAGUGUUGGAGGUACGGGGAACUGAAUUAGAACACUUAACUGCUCAAGUUACAGAACUGAAGACCAGCAGGAGUGAGCUCCAGAGCAACUAUCUAACACUGUCUAUGCUGGCUGAGAAUACUGAGAACAAGCUGAAGCUGACAGAGACUGAGCUUGCCCUAAAGGUUGCCUGCAUAGAAGAGCAAAAGUCGACCAUUGCAUCUCUGCGUGAUGUGAUUGUGGAUCGUGAGGAAAGGCUGCACCUGACCGAACAGGAGAGGCGCAGACUGCACAACACUGUGCAGGAACUCAAGGGUAACAUUCGUGUCAUCUGCCGCGUACGGCCAGUUCUUGACUCAGAGAAGGAAGGUUGCGGUGAAAUUGAACACGUUCAGUUUUCUCAUGAUGAUGACAAGGUGAUCACUCUGACCAAAAAGGAAGAGUCUCACAUUGGUCGUGAUCGGAAAGGCGAGGUGAAAUAUGACUUUAGUUUUGACCAUGUAUUCCAGCCAAUGGCAAAGCAAAAAGAUGUAUUUGAGGAUAUCUCACAGCUGCUCCAGUCUGCCUUGGAUGGAUACAAUGUGUGCAUCUUUGCCUAUGGGCAGACAGGCAGUGGAAAGACAUUUACAAUGGAAGGGCCUGAUGACAUGACACCAGAGAACAUGGGGAUGAUUCCUCGAGCUGUUGAUCAAAUCUUUGCAACAGCAGAGAAACUGAAGACCAUGGGAUGGACAUAUAAAUUCACUGCCAGCUUUUUGGAGAUCUACAAUGAGACAUUACGGGACCUCCUUGUGACAAAACCAGAAAAAAAUGUUGAAUACGAGAUCAAACGCCUCAACAAUAAAAGUGAACAGCUUCAUGUCACAAACCUCAAAUAUGUUACUGUCACUGCAGAAGAUCAGGUUCACAAUUUAAUUGCUAUUGCAAAAGCCAAUCGCUCAGUCGCAAAAACGGCAGCAAAUGAUCGUUCCUCUCGGAGCCACAGUGUCUUCCAGCUGAUGAUUGAAGGGAACAACUCUAACCGUGAUCUCCAGUGCACAUCAACUUUGAGCCUGGUGGACCUGGCUGGCAGUGAGCGCUUGGAUAAAUCUCACUCAAAGGGUGAUCGUUUACGGGAGGCUCAGGCUAUCAACACCAGCCUUUCCUGCCUUGGGCAUGUCAUCAUGUCAUUGUCGAACAAGGAAUCGCACAUCCCUUAUCGGAACAGCAAGCUGACUUAUUUACUUCAGAACAGUCUCGGAGGCAAUUCAAAAACGCUCAUGUUCGUGAAUGUCUCUCCUUUGGAAGAGAAUUUCAGUGAGUCACUCAAUUCCUUGCGUUUUGCCAGUAAGGUCAAUGAGUGCGUGAUUGGGACAGCGCAGUUGAACCGGAAAUAGAAUUGAUAAUCACAGCCAAAACCUGUAAAUAAUGUUCAAAGUUUUUUUCCUCAAAAUCUGCUUUUUAAAAAAAUGGUCAACUCCAAAUGUUGUAAAACAGAAUCAAUCACCAAAUGAAAUGUUUCAAAUGUAGCUAAUUAAAAGUAACAGUGUAAUCAUUUUUCAGGUGGGUGAGGUGGGGUAUCAGGCUGUCUACAGUCUGAUUUGUGGUUAGUGCCUCCUGGAGGUCGUGAUGUUUGUUCAUUGUCCUUUAGCAGUAGCUACAACUGUUCGAAUGGAUUUGAGGCACCUUUAGACCAAUCCAGUACACUUAGGAAUUGGUGCUGCUUGUAUGAGGGUGAAUUUAUUUUACAAAACAAAUUACUGAUUUUAAUUGUGCAUUGGCUGUAGCCAUUGUUGGACGUGCAAGUGUAUUUGGACAUGUUCGGCUUUAGUCCAUCUUAAGAGGUCCUGUCAUGUACAUUUCAAUUAUUGUUGAUUUUUAACUCUUUAUAUGUCUAACUAGUAAAUGCUUUAUUUUUAAAGACUGAUUAUUAUUCAUGCUUAUGUUCUUCGGCUGUUGCAAAGUCCCUCCACAGUAUUCUGCAAUAUACAAUGCUUUGUACUUUGGAUGGCCUUCACUCAAUAUAUGCCAUGUCAUUGAAAAAAGAAACCCAGUGUUGCGAAUCUUUACAAUCGUGGUACAGAAGUAAACUGAUUAUUUUAAACCUUUUCAAGACUAUGUAAACUCUCACUGUAUUCAGUAGGUUUCAUUUUCAGAAUGUGCUAUUAAAGUUCUAAUGUCCCUUUGGCAUA
Messenger RNA from Stegostoma tigrinum, 3018 nucleotides. It is a transcript of the gene kifc1, whose product is annotated as kinesin family member C1. The transcript is spliced from 18 exons. Gene Ontology annotation, molecular function: microtubule motor activity; ATP binding; microtubule binding. Lineage: Eukaryota; Metazoa; Chordata; Chondrichthyes; Orectolobiformes; Stegostomatidae. Bases 88 to 2223 code for a protein of 711 amino acids. The record is from RefSeq and is a predicted model, not a curated record. Gene Ontology annotation, biological process: microtubule-based movement.